AUGUCGAUUGCUCGCAUUGCCUUUGGUUCUCUCGCCUCCAAGGUCGCUGCACCUUCCAUGGCUGCUCGUGCCAUCUCCACCACUGCUGUUGCUCAAAAGGAUGUUGUCCAAGAGCUUUAUCUCAAGGAGUUGAAGGGUUACAAGCCUGCACCUGUCAAGGCUGAUGAAUCCCAAGUCAAGGACUUGAAGCUUCCUCCUGCUCCCGAGGCCCCCAAGGUGGAUGCUGAUCUCGACCAGCAAUUGGCUGCUUACAACAACGCUCCUGAAGCUUCCCAGUAA
Molecule: messenger RNA, 279 nt
Organism: Lichtheimia ornata
Lineage: Eukaryota; Fungi; Mucoromycota; Mucoromycetes; Mucorales; Lichtheimiaceae
Exons: 5
Coding region: 1-279 (92 amino acids)
Biological process (GO): proton motive force-driven ATP synthesis
Source: RefSeq, a predicted model, not a curated record